AAACCUUUUAAAUCUAACCUUAUUUUCUUGGCGCGAUAGAUAGUGAACUAAUAUUAAUCUCUCCAAAAAUAUUAAUUCAAAUACGAAUCAGCUAUCCUACUUAAAUAAAGUGUAGGAUCGCUUGACAAAAUUAAAAACUACCGUAGUAAACAUGCAGUGAAGUAGUGUUUAAAUAAGUUAAAAAUAAAUUAGUGGUGGGAAAACUUCAUUUAAAUACAGUAAACAAAUGCGUGUGUUCAUUUAGUAGAUCAGUUGCAUUCUAAUCCAAUUCAUAUCAGUAUCAGUAGUAUCUGUUUAGUUUUAUUGGUUUAAAUAAAUAACAAGAAGACGGAAAAUCUAAGGAAUUUUUAGCAUCUAUGACAUUCAGGUCACAAAGCGCGCGAAUCAUUACAAGUACAGAGAGUGUUGUUUGUUUGUGAAAUCAAUUGUAUUGUGAAGAUAAUCAACCAAAUGACAAAUAAUAGAGGACACAUGACUAUUGAUGAUUCAUCAUGGUGGAAGAGACGAACAACUUUGGAACGAGGACUGACGAUAAUAGCAGUUUGCGGGGUGCUUUUAUGCAUUGCCUUGGCAAUAAGUAUUGGUGUAAUAGUUAAGAAGUCGAGGUCACGCAGUGGCACAGAUGCAGAUAACGUUUGCAACUCACCAUCUUGUAUCCAUACCGCCUCGGAAAUCCUAAAAAAUAUGGAUUCAUCUGUUAACCCUUGCGAUGACUUUUAUAAAUUUGCCUGUGGUGGAUUUAUUAAAUCAACUAUCAUUCCUGAUGACAAAAAUAUCGUGAAUACAUUUAGUAUAAUUGGUGAUCAAGUUUUAGCACAACUAAAAAUGAUAGAAGAUCCGCGUUUAAUAGAUAUGCCUCAUCCAUUUAGACUUGUAAGAUCUCUCUACAAAAAAUGCAUGAACAAAACUGUCAUUGAAGAACAAGGACUUACUCCUUUGUUGAAUAUUCUAAAUGAACUCAGAGGAUGGCCAGUACUAGAAGGAGAUAGGUGGAAAGAUUAUGAAUUUAAUUGGAUGACAUCUAUCUUCAAGCUUCGAGAAUUGGGUUAUUAUUUUGAUUGUUUUAUAGACUUUAGCAUUGGCGUUGAUGUUAAAAACACUACGAGACGUGUUAUGUAUUUAGAUCAACCUUCACUUGAAUUAUCACGAGAAUACUUAAUAGAAGGACUAGCUAACAAGAUUGUAAACGAAUAUUACCGGUACAUGGUCGACAUUGCGGUGAUUCUAGGUGCUGACCGUAAACGCGCUGAAAAAGAACUUUUGGAAUCACUUGAAUUUGAAAUGAAACUUGCCAAGAUAUCUUUGCCGGUUGAAGAACGACGUAAUUUAACUUUAUUGUACAAUCCAAUGACAGUUGCCGAAUUAUCAAAGAAAUAUCCAAGUAUCCCUUGGAAGGAAUAUUUCAAUAGAAUUCUCAAGCCUCAGGUUCAAGUUGAUGAUAACGAAACAACGAUUGUUAAUGUUCCUAGUUUCAUGUCAGAGUUUGAAAAACUAAUGAAAUCAACAUCAAAAAGAGUACAAGCUAAUUUUGUAAUAUGGCGUGUCGUUUCUUCAACUGUGGGAUUCUUGAAUGAUGAAAUUCGAAAACGAGAACUUGAAUUUUCCACAGCUCUGAGUGGUAGAACGGAAAGAGUUCCAAGAUGGAAAGAAUGUGUUGCUACUGUCUCCAAAACUUUACCAUCGAGCGUUGGAGCCUUGUACAUAAGAAAAUACUUUGACGAAGACGCAAAAAAAGAUGCCAUGGAAAUGGUUUCGGAUAUUCGUAAUCAGUUUAAUAAAAUAUUGCAAUCAGUUGACUGGAUGGAUGAAGAAACGAGGAAGAGUGCUCUAGAAAAAGCUGCAUCGCUGGCUAGCCAUAUUGCGUAUCCUACUGAGCUUUUGUACGACACUGAAUUAGAAAAAUUCUACAAUAAUCUAGAAUUUGAUGAAAAUGCUUCUUACUUAAAAAAUGUAUUGAAUGCGUCAUUAUAUGGCGUAGAAUACUCUAUUAGUCAGUUCAGAAAACCGGUUAAUAAAAGUGAUUGGAUAUCACAUGGCCGUCCAGCUGUUGUUAAUGCAUUUUAUUCAUCAAUUGAAAACAGUAUCCAGUUCCCUGCUGGAAUUCUUCAAGGUGCUUUUUAUAACAAAGACCGUCCAAAAUACUUGAAUUAUGGUGGCAUUGGAUUUGUGAUUGGUCAUGAAAUUACUCACGGCUUUGACGAUGAGGGCAGGCAAUUUAAUAAAGACGGUAAUCUAGUCGAUUGGUGGGCACCAUCAACCGAAAAAAAGUACCUAGAGAAGACUAAAUGUAUAAUUAAUCAGUAUGGAAAUUAUACUGUAAAAGAAGUUGGAAUGAACCUGAAUGGUAUUAAUACUCAAGGAGAAAAUAUUGCUGAUAAUGGAGGUGUAAAGGAAGCAUAUUUAGCGUAUAGAGAGUGGGCUGACCAACAUGAACCAGAACCAAAUCUUCCUGGUCUUCCUUAUACGCCAAGACAAAUGUUUUGGAUUAGUGCAGCAAACACGUGGUGCUCUGUGAUUCGGCCUAAAGCAUUAAUACUUCGUAUUAUUACUGAUUCACAUAGUCCUGAAGAAUUUCGUAUUCUUGGAUCACUGUCUAAUAGGCCAGAAUUCGCUGAAGAUUUUCAAUGUCCGCUAGGAUCAAAGAUGAAUCCAAAAGAUAAAUGUGCUGUGUGGUAAUAUCUUCAACGAGGAAAAUUUUUGUUCUGUUGAUUGAAAAUUCUCGGGUCACAAAAUUUCAUCUAAUUGUCCUGAAUUUAAACUAAUUCAUCUGUUUUUAAACUUUUACAAUGACUUUAAGCUGAUUUGAUCUUAUUUUUUGAAAAACACUUGCGUUACAGAAGAACAAAAUUGAAUUGAAUCAUGGAUUUAUAAUACUUUUAUUUAUGGAUAAAAUUUAUCAAAAACGUUCAAAAUUCCGAAAUUGAUUGUUAUAUAUAUAUAUAUAUACUGGAUAUGUCUCUAGUUUAAAUAAAUAUUUUUUAAUUAUUUCUA
This is a messenger RNA of Microplitis mediator, 2991 nucleotides long. RefSeq names its product neprilysin-2-like. The coding region runs from base 451 to 2676 and encodes 741 amino acids. Gene Ontology annotation, molecular function: metalloendopeptidase activity. Gene Ontology annotation, cellular component: plasma membrane. The transcript has 10 exons. Lineage: Eukaryota; Metazoa; Arthropoda; Insecta; Hymenoptera; Braconidae. Gene Ontology annotation, biological process: protein processing. The record is from RefSeq and is a predicted model, not a curated record.